Molecule: messenger RNA, 411 nt
Organism: Blumeria graminis f. sp. triticale
Lineage: Eukaryota; Fungi; Ascomycota; Leotiomycetes; Helotiales; Erysiphaceae
Source: the annotation of a GenBank genome assembly
AUGGCUCGAACCAAGCAAACCGCGCGCAAGUCCACUGGUGGAAAAGCACCCCGAAAACAGUUGGCUUCUAAGGCUGCUCGUAAAAGCGCACCCUCUACCGGAGGUGUAAAGAAGCCUCACAGAUACAAGCCCGGUACUGUUGCCCUCCGAGAAAUCCGUCGGUACCAAAAGUCCACCGAACUCUUGAUCCGAAAACUUCCAUUCCAACGUCUUGUUCGUGAAAUUGCGCAAGAUUUCAAAUCCGACCUACGAUUUCAGUCGUCUGCAAUCGGUGCGUUACAGGAAUCGGUUGAGGCCUACCUCGUCUCCCUCUUCGAAGACACAAACUUAUGCGCUAUCCACGCUAAGCGCGUUACAAUUCAAUCAAAAGAUAUUCAGCUUGCCCGUCGCCUUCGCGGAGAACGCUCAUAG